AUGAUCAUGGCGCAAAACAUUGCUGAGCUUCUUCAACAAAUUCGACAAGUAGAAAAUGAACAUAAUCAAUACGUUGACGAAUAUUUUCAGAUCAAAGAACAUGUCAAACAGGCUUUGACUGAGUUGAACAAUAGUCCAACAUCGAAUAAUUUGAAUACGUACAACACAUAUUUAAUUCUAUCCGAAUCCAUCAUGAAAAACAUUCGAUCCAAACGAUUAUUAUUAACAAAUUUGAUAUGCGAUUUACACAAACACGGUGUAUAUUUGAAUGAUGAAGAUGAAGAUGAUUAUGACGAAACACACAGCAGUCUCGAUGAAGGUAUUGACGAUGAAUCCUUGAGCGUCCUAGAUGUGAGUUCCAAAUUAGCGAGUUUAAAUAACAGUGAUGAUAUGUUUGAUGAGAAUCUUGUCUAA
Adineta ricciae is the source of this 414-nucleotide messenger RNA. The record is from the annotation of a GenBank genome assembly. Lineage: Eukaryota; Metazoa; Rotifera; Eurotatoria; Adinetida; Adinetidae.